AUCGCUUGACCUUGUUGACCCCCAAAACAUGAUGCGCCCGCCUCUGUUCAAAACGCAGCGCUCCUCGUCCAUGCCCACCCCCAAGGGCGACAUCUCCCCCCCGGCCAAGGAACGCGGCGCCCGGAUCAGCGUCAGCAACGAGAACAACAUCCUGCUGGACCCGGAGGUGCUGACGGAGUACUCCACGCAGGCGCUGGUGCUGACGGUGCUGGCUACGCUGGUCAAGUACACCACCGACGAAAACGAGAUGCGCGUCUUGUACGAGUAUUUGGCAGAGGCAUCCGUCGUCUUCCCUAGAGUGUUCCCCGUCAUCCACCCCCUGCUGGACGCCAAAAUCACCUCGGUGCUCUCGCUGUGCCACGACGGAGUGAUCCUCAGCGCCGUGCAGUCCAUCAUCCAGAACAUGGUGGCUUGCGAGGACCAGGCGCACCAGCAACUCCACCAACUUCAGAGCUGGGGCUUUGGCGGACUGUGGCGCUUUGCUGGACCAUUCACCAAGAACAACUGCACGGCGGACAACGCAGAGCUCUUUGUCAACUGCCUCGAAGCCAUGGUGGAGACGGCCCUGCCAGCGGACGGAGACGAGGCCUCGGAGAUGGAGCUGGCCCAGUACCCCUCCAUGCUCUCCGUGGCAUCCGUCAACCUGUCCUCAUCCAUGUCCUCACUCACCCUCGCCUCACCCACCGAGAAGGAUGGUGGCUUGAAGUACUGAGGGAGUG
Molecule: messenger RNA, 719 nt
Organism: Eriocheir sinensis (Chinese mitten crab)
Lineage: Eukaryota; Metazoa; Arthropoda; Malacostraca; Decapoda; Varunidae
Product: neurofibromin-like
Exons: 5
Coding region: 29-712 (227 amino acids)
Source: RefSeq, a predicted model, not a curated record